This is a messenger RNA of Prosopis cineraria, 1547 nucleotides long. RefSeq lists its product as uncharacterized. Gene Ontology annotation, biological process: CAAX-box protein processing. NCBI's taxonomy places the organism in Eukaryota, Viridiplantae, Streptophyta, Magnoliopsida, Fabales, Fabaceae. Bases 208 to 1323 code for a protein of 371 amino acids. The transcript has 9 exons. The record is from RefSeq and is a predicted model, not a curated record. Gene Ontology annotation, molecular function: metalloendopeptidase activity. Gene Ontology annotation, cellular component: membrane.
GUCACACGAGGUUCUUUCAAAUACGAAAACAACAGACUUAAGAAAUCAAUAUUGUUCCAAACUUCGAUUCGAACUGCUGAGCCAUUCGUUCAUAUAAUAUCACAACCAGUCGAUGGACGACAAACAAACAAGUCUGCUUCAGCUUCAGCUUUGGCUCUGAGCUGUGUGUGACUCUAUCUCUCUACUCUUGAAUCGUCCUGCUCUGUAAUGGAGCUUCCUCUCACACUCACUCCUAACCAUUCAGCAACCACAUCAUUUUCUGUAGCCCUCGCCCACUGCUCCUCCAAGCUCUGCGAUUUUCAAUCCAGGAAGAAAAGGACUUACUUUGACGCCACUAGGCUCUCUGUACGCUGCGUCAAGGCUUUAGCUGAGCAAAGUGGCGAUGCAAUCGAGGAGGGAGAGAACCGGGUCGGGUUCACUAACCCGGCUAUGGAGGUCACCACAUUGAAUCGGACUUUCAACGACGCUGAUUUCCCCGUUUGGGAAAAGAUUGGUGCUGUCGUCAGGCUCAGCUAUGGCAUCGGGAUAUACGGGGCCAUGGCUGUCGCGGGGAGUUUUAUAUGCUCGAUCACUGGAAUCGAUUCCAUGGGCGGUUUCCAGCUAUCAAUAGAUGCAAUUUUGGAAGGACUCGGCUACGCAGCUCCUCCAAUCAUGGCUCUGUUGUUUAUUCUUGAUGAUGAAAUUGUGAAGCUAUCACCUCAUGCUCGUGCUAUCAGAGACGUGGAAGAUGAGGAACUAUGGAGCUUUUUUUACGGGAUGUCCCCUUGGCAGUUUAUACUGAUGGUUGCUGCAAGUUCUGUAGGAGAGGAGCUCUUCUACCGGGCUGCUGUUCAGGGAGCAUUGGCUGAUAUAUUCCUACGUGGCAGUGAUCUAAUAGCUGAUGCUCGGGGAAUGGCAUCUUUGUUGCAGACAGGGGUAUUGCCUCCAUUUGUUCCAUUUGCUCAGGCAUUUGCUGCUGUGCUUACUGCUGUCCUUACUGGUUCUCUCUAUUAUGUAGCUGCCUCUCCUAAAGAUCCUACUUACAUCGUAGCACCGGUAUUACAAUCUCGCUCAGGUCGUCAAGAUUUGAAAAAAAUGUUUGAAGCAUGGUAUGAGAAAAGGCAAAUGAAGAAAAUAUAUUCCCCACUUCUGGAAGGAUUGUUGGCCCUCUACCUAGGUUUCGAAUGGAUCCAGACAAAUAAUAUUCUGUCUCCCAUAAUCACGCACGGCAUAUACUCUGCUGUUAUAUUGGGGCAUGGCCUUUGGAAGAUACAUUACCACAGGCGUAGACUGCGUCAAAGGAUCCAACAGCUCAAAUUUGAAGAAGAACGAAACGCCAAGUAAAUUUUGAAGUUGUGCUCUCUCUUGUCAUCUUCUUGAGUUGGGCAGAGAAAUGUAUAGCAUGUGUGAGAGUUGUAAUCAUGUAUAUAUAGGAAAGUUAAGUGUACCAUGAAUAGUAGCCCAAGUCUUCACUCAUACUGAGUUUCUUUAUUACACAAUUUUGUUCAGUGUAAGAACACCUUGUUGGCUAAAAUGAUGGAAGAGGAAAACGCAAUUUUUUUUUUUUC